AUGGUUAAAUCGACUCAGAUUGCCAGGCUGGAUGGCCUGAUGCUAGCAGCGUCGGUGGAUGAUGAACAGGCAGAAGCGGAGCUUUCCGAGCUUAAGUCUCAGGCCAAAAUGAUAUUUCGCCGGUUGAGUCGCAAUUCUGCACCGCAAGCCAGUAUUGAAUCCGGCCAGUAUAAUUUACACUAUCUCAUCAAAGAUGACAUCUGCUUUUUGUGUAUUUGCGAUCGUUCGUACCCCCGGAAGCUUGCCUUCACCUAUCUCGAGGAUCUAGCAACGGAAUUCACCACCACAUACUCCCCGUCACAGUAUCAUUCUCCAACUCUGCGACCAUAUGCUUUUGUGGAGUUCGAUACUUUCAUUCAACGCACCAAGAAGAUUUACCAGGAUAGCCGCGCAUCGCAGAACCUCGACCGCUUAAAUGACGAGCUUCGUGAUGUGACCAAGGUAAUGACCAAGAAUAUUGAGGACCUUUUGUAUAGAGGCGAUAGUUUGGAACGCAUGGGCGAGCUAUCGGGACGUCUGCGGGAGGACAGUAAGAGGUAUAAGAAAGCUGCAGUUCGCAUCAACUGGGAGCUGUUGAUCAAGCAGUACGGACCAUUUGCGGGUGUUGGCUUCCUCCUGCUCUUCCUAAUCUGGCUUCGAUUCUUCUGA
Molecule: messenger RNA, 648 nt
Organism: Aspergillus thermomutatus
Lineage: Eukaryota; Fungi; Ascomycota; Eurotiomycetes; Eurotiales; Aspergillaceae
Gene: SEC22
Product: SNAP receptor SEC22
Exons: 5
Coding region: 1-648 (215 amino acids)
Biological process (GO): endoplasmic reticulum to Golgi vesicle-mediated transport; vesicle fusion with Golgi apparatus; retrograde vesicle-mediated transport, Golgi to endoplasmic reticulum
Cellular component (GO): endoplasmic reticulum-Golgi intermediate compartment; SNARE complex; Golgi membrane
Molecular function (GO): SNAP receptor activity
Source: RefSeq, a predicted model, not a curated record